UGUAUGCGAGGCUUGGUCACAAGGUUUGUAUUCGAUCCAUUUCAAAAUGGCUGACAAGAGAAGAAGAAGAUGACGAAAUAGAGCUGUUCAAAGGUUGUAUCUCCAGCAACUCCAAGAUGAAGCUUGUGAAUAGGAAUCUGGAGAAGGAUGGCAGUGGGCAUAUAACGAUGAUUCCCGAGCAGGCAGAGGACAUGUGGCAUGCCUACAAUUUGAUUGCUGUGGGUGAUAGACUGAGGGCAACUACUAUUCGUCGCGUGCAGACAGAGUCGGCAACAGGGUCUACCAGCAGCAGUAAGGUCCGCACUAUGCUGACGGUUGCCGUGGAAGCAGUUGACUUUGACACCCAGGCAUGCACCCUUCGAGUAAAAGGACGAAACUGUGAAGAGAACCAGUAUGUGAAGAUGGGUGCAUAUCAUACAAUUGACCUUGAGCUAAACAGAAAGUUUACCCUGGUGAAACACUUCUGGGAUUCUAUUGCUCUGGAACGAGUUGAUAUGGCUUGUGAUCCUACACAACACGCAGAUUUAGCCGCUAUUAUCCUCCAUGAAGGUCUUUGUCAUAUUUGCCUUGUGACUUCUUGUAUGACAAUAGUCCGUGCUAAAAUAGAAAUCAACAUUCCUAGGAAGAGGAAAAAUUUCUGCAGCCAGCAUGACAAGGGCUUGUUAAAGUUUUAUGAUGCAAUAAUUCAAGGUGUUCUACGACAUAUUAAUUUUGAUGUUGUGAAGUGUGUCCUGGUAGGAAGUCCAGGAUUUGUUAAGGAUCAAUUUUGCGAAUACAUGUUCCAGCAAGCCACCAAGAUGGACUGGAAGGUCAUAUUAGACAACAAAUCCAAGUUUCUUAUGGUUCACGCAUCUUCAGGGCACAAGCAUGCAUUAAAAGAAAUUCUUUCUGACCCUGCUAUAGCAAGCAGGCUAGCCGAUACCAAGGCAAGCAGUGAAGUUAAAGCGCUGGACACAUUUUACAACAUGCUACAAAAUGAACCCGAGCGGGCAUACUAUGGGAUCAAUCAUGUUGAAAAAGCUAAUGAAGCCAUGGGAAUAGAGACUCUUCUUGUUACUGACGAGUUAUUCAGAUCAAGCGAUAUACCCACACGUAAAAGAUAUGUCAAUCUUGUUGAAAGUGUGAAGGAAAAUGGUGGUGAAGUCAAAGUAUUUUCAAGUCUUCAUGUAUCAGGAGAGCAACUCGGUCAGCUGUCAGGUGUAGCCGCUACUCUACGAUUCCCGAUGCCUGACAUUGCUGAUGAAGAAGAAGAUGAAGCCGACGAAUUGGACCCAUGAGAUAUCCAUGAGAUGUAACAUGUUAUCAUAAGUGUGCAUAGUGACAAAGAGGAGCUAGACCCUUGAGAUAUCACAUGAGUAUAUGUAGCUAGGUAGAUCUCUUUUAAAUUUGCCAAGAGAAGCUAUUCUUUAGGCAGAAUACCUUUUGUACAAAAAAGAUGCUAUUCUUUAGGAAGAAUACAUCUUGUACAAUAGAGAUGUUAUUCUUAAGGCGAGAGAAAUCUUGUACAAAAGAGAUGCCAUUCUUUAGGCUAGAGACAUCUUGUACAAAAGAGAGGCUAUUCUUUAGGUGGAAUACAUCUUGUUCAAAAGAGAUGCUAUUCUCUAGGUGAGAGACAUCUUGUACAAAAUAGAUGCCAUUCUUUAGGCGAGAGAAAUCUUGUACAAAAGAGAUGCUAUUCUCUAGGUGAGAGACAUCUUGUACAAAAGAGAUGCCAUUCUUUAGGCAAGAGAAAUCUUGUACAAAAGAGAUGCUAUUCUCUAGGCGAGAGACAUCUUGUACAAAAGAGAUGCCAUUCUUUAGGCGGUAGACAUUUUGUACAAAAGAGAUGCUAUUCUUUAGGCAAGACAUCUUGUAGACCAAGAUGGAUAUUAAAAUUCCCGAGUCAGCUGAUUCUAUUUUUUAAUAUAAGAAGUGCAAAGCAUGUUCCAAAGGGAAUCAGUUAUAAAUUGUAUGUGAUGCAAUGUUGAUGAUAAGAAACUAAAUCACAAAGAUCUAUGAAGAGCCUUGUCCAAAAAAAUAAAAUUUAUUUAUUGAUAA
Molecule: messenger RNA, 2037 nt
Organism: Nematostella vectensis (starlet sea anemone)
Lineage: Eukaryota; Metazoa; Cnidaria; Anthozoa; Actiniaria; Edwardsiidae
Product: protein pelota homolog
Exons: 16
Coding region: 117-1277 (386 amino acids)
Biological process (GO): nuclear-transcribed mRNA catabolic process, no-go decay; ribosome disassembly; nuclear-transcribed mRNA catabolic process, non-stop decay
Cellular component (GO): cytoplasm
Source: RefSeq, a predicted model, not a curated record